Molecule: messenger RNA, 627 nt
Organism: Aspergillus fischeri NRRL 181
Lineage: Eukaryota; Fungi; Ascomycota; Eurotiomycetes; Eurotiales; Aspergillaceae
Exons: 1
Coding region: 1-627 (208 amino acids)
Source: RefSeq, a predicted model, not a curated record
AUGCCAUCAUAUAUCUACCAGCCCGAGCUGCCCCACCGGCUACCCACCACUAGCCAGAUUCAGAGUUUCCAUACUCUGCCGGACUCUCCGGCUAACGGGUUGGAGAGGAUGGUGCAGGAACUCAGCCAUGAACUCCCUUCGACGGAUAAUGACACCGUUAUGGAAGACGAGACUAUCGAUCCAAUGCUUAUUGACGAUGAUCCUGCCCAAGUCCAGUAUCCGCUCCUGGACCUGGAUAAUAUCAGCGGCCUCGAGGAGGUAAUACACUUCAUACUUUCCGCAUACGACAUCACAUUCAAGGAGGUGCGCUACGAACUUGUCGAAACUCACGUCGACGGUCAAGCCUGCUUUGUCCCGCUCGCUAAGGUCAUCGUCGGAGAACCUAAUUUGCACGAUGCCUGGGGUGUUGCCUGUGACUCGAUUCGCCGCUGCCUAGACUUGUGGGGGUUGGAGGAGUUCGACGUUGAGAUUGAGUACUGGGGUGCGGAAGAGCAUGUUGCUGGCGGCGCGCAGGAGGGAUAUUCAGAGCCGUGGAAUUUACCUCUGGAUGACCUGCUCUUGGAUCGGUGCCAGAAUGGAGACAACUAUGCUACUUCGUGUGUUGCGGCGGCUGACACCGCACUAUGA